CAGAGCGCAGUGACGGCAAGCUGGAGUUCGUAAAGCGACGGAGGCGAAACUGUAGUGAAGCGCCUCACGGCUGGGGCAACAUCCACAUCAUCUCUUCCCCCCGCGUUGUUGCCCCUGCCUUUUUCCCCCUCUUUUUAAUGAAGGACAGAAUAAUCUGUAAGAAAUAUUCGCAUAAGCCGCGUUCCUUUUUCUUUUUAAGUGACUAUUUGCAGUAUUUCCGACCCAGGAGCUGCAUCUCUCGAAAGUAGCGGAUUUCUGUCUUUUUCUCUACAUUGAAAAACAUCCUACACAAACACGCCGCGUAAACAAGUUCAUAAAUGGUGGAAGCCAUUGUGGAGUUUGAUUACCAGGCCCAGCACGAUGACGAGUUGACCAUCGCUGUCGGUGACAUCAUCAGUAACAUCAGGAAGGAUGAGGGCGGCUGGUGGGAGGGAGAGCUGGACGGUCGGAGGGGGCUUUUCCCCGACAACUUUGUCAGAGAGAUAAAGAAAGACUCGAAAAAAGAGGUGAGGAAGGAGUCCAGCUUGGCCGGAUCAAAAUCAGACUUGUCCAAUGGCAGCGCCAGCCCGAAAUCAGAACCCAGCCUCAGACCCGCCAAGAAAGGUGAGGCAAUCAGAAAAAGGCGUUGCAAAGCUGCCUUUAGCUACGCUCCACAGAAUGAAGAUGAGCUAGAACUGAAGAUCGGAGAUGUUAUUGAGAUUCUGGGAGAGGUGGAGGAGGGAUGGUGGGAAGGCGUUCUCAAUGGCAAAUCUGGAUUGUUCCCCUCAAACUUCACCAAGGAGCUGUUGGCCGAGGCUGAAGAUCUGACCCCACAGGACGACACACGCAGCACACGGACCAGUAUAAAGGACAGCACGGGCUCAGAGAGUGAUGGCGGCGACUCCAGUAGUUUACGCUCUGAUACUGGCAGUGUGUCCUCCAGCUCUGAGAUUCAGCCUAAAAAGGUUCGGGGCUUUGGCUUCGGGGACAUCUUCAAAGACCAGCCCAUCAAGCUCCGCCCACGAUCCAUGGACAUGGACAGUGAGAUAGAAAAGCAUCAAAUGGUGAAGAAAGCCGCUUCAGCUGUUCCCCAGGAAACCAUGAAGGCGGAGCCUGAGAGUAAGGCCAAAGCAAAGGAGUUUUGCAAAGUCAUUUUCCCGUACGAAGCUCAGAACGAAGAUGAGCUGUCAAUCAAAGAAGGAGACAUCGUUACGAUCAUCAAUAAGGAGUGUGCAGACGCUGGUUGGUGGCUUGGAGAGCUAAACGGCAAACAGGGAGUGUUUCCAGACAACUUUGUGAAGCUAUUCAUUCCUGAGGUAGAAAAAGAGAGACCUAAGAAACCUCCUCCACCUGCAGCACCAACCACUAAACAGAUCACAGACAAAAAGACAGAGGCUAAAAAGGUUCCACCAGAGCGGCCUGAAUCUCUCCCACACAGAGCUGAGGAGAAAGGAGAGGAGUCGAAGCUGGGUGAGACUGCAAAGCCGUCCUUCCCAGUUGUCCUCCCAAAGAAGCCUCUCCCUCCGAAAAACAACAACUCAGUGAAUCGACCGUCAUCCUUGCCACCUAAACGCCCAGACAGACCCGAGAGACCAGCUGUGCCCAAUAUACCAUGUGACAGUCCAAAGUCUGACGGCAGUGUUGUGGCAGCUGACCGAGGCUCUGUAGACAAAUCCUUAGAUAUUGAUGUAGAAGACUUCGACUCCGUCAUCUCAUCCACAGAGAAGCUGAACCACCCGACCGCGUCACGGCCCCGUGUAACAGACCGAAGGCCACGAUCGCAGGUUUUCACUUCUUCCUCUCUCUCUAGUCCUGACCUCCUGGACUCCCCAUCUCCAGAGGAGGAGAGGAGAGACAAGGAGAUGGGAAAAGAGGAGCAGGACUCAUUCACUCCCAAAAGUCUUGAAAACUCCAAGAAGAUGCCCAAGGCAGUGCCAGUCAUAACAGCUCCUGAAAAAUCGUCUUUGCCCCCUAAGCCCAGUGCCCUUCCAUCAUCAUCUGGGUCUGGAGGGGCUUCUCUCCACCAGGGCAGCGCUGGUCUGCGGCCCCAUUCCCCUUCUGUUGACGCCCGAGUGAAGAACGAACAGGGUUCCCCAACACUGGAAGAGCUCAGAGCACAAUUACGAGACCUGAAAGGAGCUGUGGAGCUCAUGAAGAGCCAGCACAAACAAGAAAUCAAACAGCUGGUGAGUGAACUGGAUGAAGAGAAGAGGAUUCGCAUAUCACUGCAGAUGGAAGUGGAGCAGAUUAAGAAAUCCCUGUCCAAAUGAACUCAAGCGAGGUGAAGGGUCAGGCUGAGGUUCCACACCACAGGCCAAUUAGACUGUGCCAAAAAAA
Carassius auratus (goldfish) is the source of this 2316-nucleotide messenger RNA. RefSeq names its product SH3 domain-containing kinase-binding protein 1-like. NCBI's taxonomy places the organism in Eukaryota, Metazoa, Chordata, Actinopteri, Cypriniformes, Cyprinidae. The record is from RefSeq and is a predicted model, not a curated record. Gene Ontology annotation, biological process: cell migration; actin filament organization. Gene Ontology annotation, molecular function: protein binding. The transcript is spliced from 18 exons. Bases 318 to 2249 code for a protein of 643 amino acids.